CCACAGUACGGGUACGGCAUACACUCGAACUUUCGUUGCAGCACGGUGCCAAGUAAAAAAGUUAGUUGGAAGUUGGAAAAAAUAUAACCUCAAUUUCGACAAAUUUCUGGACGAAUAGCAGUCGUGUAUUAUUCGGUAUCCGGACGGCUAGUCACAGCUUAAAUUCAAACAUGACCUUAUAGUUGGUUUUCUCGAUAACAUUGAUUUCGUGAACACCUGUAUAAUAUAAAUUGUAUGGAAAUUUCGCAAAUUGAUGGCGCAUCGUUUACUCGGACGUGGUUUAAUAAAGACUAAGAAAAAAGUUGACAAUUUACGUCAACCAUUUAACUACUUGUUAAUAUUGGACUUCGAAGCAACCUGUGAGAAAAAUGGAGCUUGGAAAACGCCUGAAAUCAUAGAAUUUCCAUGUAUAGCACUGAAUACAAAAGAUUGGCAGAUUAAGGAUGUUUUUCAUCAAUAUGUCAGGCCAAGAAUCAAUCCGAUCCUCACACCAUUUUGUACAGAGCUUACGGGAAUAAUGCAAGAAAUGGUUGAUAAACAACCAUAUUUCCCCGAAGUUUUUCACGAAUUUCAAAACUGGCUCGAGCAAAAAGGAUUUCUUGAUGAACAAAAUCCAAGUGCUCUCGUGACUUGUGGUGAUUGGGAUUUGAGGGUCAUGUUGCCGAAUCAGUGCACCCUCGAUCAUUUGGAGAUUCCUAAAUAUUGUGAACAAUGGAUAAAUCUGAAAAAAUCAUUUUGUGAAGCUACAAACUAUUAUCCUAGAAGUCUAGUCGAUAUGCUUCUGAGACUGGAUAUCUCUCACCAAGGAAAACUCCAUUCUGGCUUGAGCGACUCUCAAAACAUGGCAUCUAUCAUAACAGAACUUCAAAAACGUCACAACUUCAUUUUUACGACUACUUCAAUAAACAAAAUUGAUGUAAAAACUACAACAUGAUAUGUUGAGUUUAUUAAUCAUCGUUAGUGAUAUGUUGUUAAAUAAAACCAUCUUUAUUACUA
Venturia canescens is the source of this 996-nucleotide messenger RNA. RefSeq names its product Snipper (gene Snp). Gene Ontology annotation, molecular function: 3'-5'-RNA exonuclease activity; nucleic acid binding. The coding region runs from base 254 to 934 and encodes 226 amino acids. NCBI's taxonomy places the organism in Eukaryota, Metazoa, Arthropoda, Insecta, Hymenoptera, Ichneumonidae. The transcript has a single exon. Gene Ontology annotation, biological process: exonucleolytic trimming to generate mature 3'-end of 5.8S rRNA from tricistronic rRNA transcript (SSU-rRNA, 5.8S rRNA, LSU-rRNA). The record is from RefSeq and is a predicted model, not a curated record.